AGAUGAAGAAAUAAAUCUAUGCAUCCCUGAUUAUCCUUCAACUUAGUCAUGAGGAUAGUCGGAUUAACGGGAGGAAUUGCUUCUGGGAAGAGCACCUUCUCCGAUCUUUUCAAGUCACACGGAAUUCCUGUAGUCGAUGCUGACAUCAUUGCCCGUAAUGUCUUGAAGAAAGGCACUGGCGGAUGGAAAAGAGUUGUGGCUAUGUUCGGGGAGGACAUCUUACAGGACAACGGCGAGGUGGAUCGUGCCCAGCUAGGUCAACUUGUGUUUUCUGAUCCCGCAAAGCGUCAGCUUCUUAAUAGGCUGUUAGCACCUUAUAUUUCAUAUGGUAUUUUUAUGGAAGUCUUGAAGUUGUGGAUCAAGGGUUGCAAGAUAAUUGUUCUUGAUGUGCCCCUUUUAUUUGAAGCUAAGAUGGAUAAAUGGACUAAGCCUAUAGUUGUCGUUUGGGUUGAUCCUGAGACACAACUUCAGCGGCUCAUGACAAGGGACCGGUCAACAGAGGAAGAGGCCAAAAGCAGGAUAAAUUCUCAGAUGUCUCUGGAUAUAAAGAAGGAAAAGGCAGAUAUUAUCAUUGACAACAAAGGGACACUAGGGGCUCUAAAUGAGCAGUUUGGAUUGGUGCUAAUCCAGAUUACAAAGCCAUUGACUUGGUCCGAAUAUGCGCUUUCUAGGCAAGGAGCUAUUCUUGGAUUGAUUUCUAUUUUUGUUGGCAUUGUAAUAGCCAAGAACAGUUUAUGGAUGUAAUUAGUUUGUUUAGACUUUACAUCAGAUUUCAUGCUUGUAGCAUUUUAUGAAAAAGUCGUUCCUUUUUCCUGCUGUCUGAUUGUGCUCUCGUGCCUUUGCUAACAUCCUUUAUGAGAAAGUCUAGAAGAGCUAGCAGACAUCCUAUUGCUUGUGAUUUUGAUGAUAAU
Messenger RNA from Cuscuta europaea, 911 nucleotides. The record is from the annotation of a GenBank genome assembly. NCBI's taxonomy places the organism in Eukaryota, Viridiplantae, Streptophyta, Magnoliopsida, Solanales, Convolvulaceae.